This is a messenger RNA of Oncorhynchus tshawytscha (Chinook salmon), 1583 nucleotides long. Its product is annotated as deoxyribonuclease gamma. The transcript has 8 exons. Gene Ontology annotation, cellular component: nucleus. The record is from RefSeq and is a predicted model, not a curated record. Gene Ontology annotation, molecular function: DNA nuclease activity. Gene Ontology annotation, biological process: DNA catabolic process. Bases 204 to 1100 code for a protein of 298 amino acids. NCBI's taxonomy places the organism in Eukaryota, Metazoa, Chordata, Actinopteri, Salmoniformes, Salmonidae.
GAAACAGAGAAACAGAGAGAGAGAGAGAGAGAGAGAGAGACUGUAGCCAACAUUACAGAAGAUAUGUGUGAUGUCUUUUUUUAAUCACACAUCUAAAAAGGAAGUGUUGUGUUUCAGAUAGCUUAAACACACACACACAGCAGCUGCUACUUCUCCUGGCUCUCUGUACCCUCAGCCAGUCUGUUGUUGACCUCUCAGUGAGCAUGUCGGGUAGUGUUAGUGUUUGGAGAGUAGUGAGCUGGAUGGUGCUGGGCAUGGUUCUGGGGCUCAGUGGUGGGGGCUCAGCCCUGAAGAUCUGCACCUUCAACAUCCAGUCCUUUGGAGAGAAGAAAAUAGAGAAGCCAGAGGUGGUUGAUGUCAUAUUGGCUCUGAUCGCUCGCUGUGACAUCAUGCUGGUGAUGGAGAUUAAAGAUCUCAGUGCGAAGGCUUUCCCUCAGCUCAUGACUCAACUCAACAGUGACUACAGCUCCAGGAAGAAUGAGUAUAACUAUGUGAUCAGUGACAGACUGGGACGUAAGUCCUACAAGGAGCAGUACGCCUUUAUCUACAGACAGAGGCUGGUGUCAGUGAAGGAAGUGUACCAGUAUCCUGACACCCAACCUGGAGAUGAGGAUGCCUUCUCCAGGGAACCUUUCAUCGUCUGGUUCUCUUCCCCCAAAACAGCCGUCCAGGACUUUGUGAUCAUCCCGAUCCACACCACUCCAGAGACGUCCGUCAGGGAGAUAAAUGAACUGUAUGAUGUGUUCCAAGAUGUCAAACAACGAUGGACCUCAAAGAAUGUGAUCAUCAUGGGCGACUUCAAUGCGGCCUGCGGCUACGUACCCAAGAAGCAGUGGAGCAGCAUCCGCCUGCGGUCUGACAGCAGCUUCCUGUGGCUGACGGGUGACACCAUCGACACCACCGUCAAGGAGUCCACAGACUGUGCCUAUGACAGGGUUGUCCUCCACGGGGACAAGAUGAUCCAGGCAGUCAACCCAACCUCUCUGGAUGUGUUUGACUUCAGACGGGCCUACGGACUAACCGAGCUACAGGCCCUGGCGGUGAGUGACCACUACCCAGUGUGCAUCACUGUGAAGGCCGCUCCGAGGAAUAAGGGUUAAUGUCUUGUCCUCGUAACGGUACCGUCCUGAGGACGUCUCGGUGUCCCUCGGUGGUCUGUGUGCGUCCUGCAGUGUUUGCUUUGCUCCAGUCCAGAGCCAAUUAAUCCCAGAAGCAUGGUCACUGAGCUGCACUGUGUGCUUCAAGGUUAUUAUAGUUUUGUUUUUUAUAUUCGUUUUUAUUUCUAUUAGUAUUUUAUAUUUUUUUACUUAAUCUAGUAGUUUUUAUUCUAUUUGAGUUUUCUAAAAACAUUUCUAUUUGGUUUUUGAUAUGAUUUAGUUUUAGUGUUAGCCUGGGUGGCUAAUAGCUAGGAGGCAUGUAUGUGUUGUAGGUUGUAUUUCUAGUAGUCUCAGACCUAGAUUAUAGAUGAUUACAGAUUGCAUUACAGAUUAGAUUAUUACAGACCUAGACCCAGAGCAACAGACCUAUAGCAACAGACCCAGAGCAACAGACCUAGACCCAGAGCAACAGACCCAGAGCAAGAC